CGAAGGUGCUCAGGGCCCAGAGCUAGCCGCGCACCCAGCUCCCCGGAGCGCGCGCAGCCGAGCGCCCAGGCCGCGGUUCCCGGGCGAGCGGGCAGGCAGGCGGGCACCGAGGGCUCCCGCGCUCCCCGCCGCCGCCGGCACCCGGGCGGGCCAUGCGCCCAGGCUAGAGCGCAGCCGCCGGCAUGCCGCUCCCGCUGCUGCUCGCCGCGCUGUGCCUCGCAGCCCACCCGGCGCCCGCGCGCGCCUGCCAGCUGCCCUCCGAGUGGAGACCCCUGAGCGAGGGCUGCCGCGCCGAGCUGGCCGAGACCAUCGUGUAUGCCAAGGUGCUGGCGCUGCACCCCGAGGUGCCCGGCCUCUACAACUACCUGCCGUGGCAGUACCAAGCUGGAGAGGAAGGGCUCUUCUACUCCGCCGAGGUGGAGAUGCUGUGUGACCAGGCGUGGGGCAGUAUGCUGGAGGUGCCCGCCGGCUCCCGCCUCAAUCUUACGGGUCUGGGCUACUUCUCCUGCCACUCCCACACCGUGGUCCAGGACUACUCCUAUUUCUUCUUUGUCAGGAUGGAUGAAAAUUACAAUCUUUUGCCACAUGGGGUCAAUUUCCAAGAUGCCAUCUUCCCAGACACACAAGAAAACAGAAGGAUGUUUUCCAGCCUUUUCCAGUUUGCCAACUGUUCCCAAGGGCAGCAGCUGAUGACUUUCUCGAGUGACUGGGAGAUCCAGGAAGACAACCGGCUCAUGUGCUCCUCCGUGCAGAAGGCCCUGUUUGAGGAGGAGGACCACGUCAAGAAGCUGCAGCAGAAGGUGGCCACCCUGGAGAAGCGGAACAGGCAGCUCCGAGAGCGGGUGAAGAAGGUCAAGAGGUCUUUGAGGCAGGCGCGGAAGAACAGCCGCCACCUGGAGCUGGUGAACCAGAAACUCAAUGAGAAGCUGGCGGGCGCAGGUGCUCAGCAGCACAUCAACGCCCUGGGCCGGGAGUCCGCGCGCGCCCCCUAUCGGCACGGGUAGCAGGUGCAGGCCUGCUUUAUCCGUCCCCGCAGACUGAGAGAAUAAACGCGGGUUCUCUGCGCGCACUUAUUUCAAACCCUAUAAGAGAUAUCCGCUAGCAUUUGGUAGAGUCUAACUGGGUACGGUGGUAAGCCUUGCAUUCUUUCCCACUGGGUGCUGGCCUUACUGGCCACUCGGCUUCAGACCCCACAUGCAGCAUGCCUCCUGUCUGUCCUGGCGCCAAGCAAAUGCCUUAAAAUCCAGAGGCAGUAGGAUCCCCAAGUUCUGGGCCAACUUGGGUCUGGCCCUCAGCCUCUAGAGUGCCUUCAUUGGGGAGAGAACAUUCUAGAACCUCAAUAUAUACGGAGAUACCACGGGACUGUGCUAUUAUUUCAGAAGAGAGUCAGUUGAGUCUCAGCAGCCAGAGCAGGCACAAGCAUGUUCUGCUUUUACCCAUGUUUUAAAAAGCAGGUGCCCUCUCAGAGCGGAAGCAUGUUAAGACUUAAUGAGUUCAUCACGGGCACGGGAGCCGAGCAGGGAGCUGAGGCAGCUGGUAAUUGGUAAAGAUAAAUUAUGUCAGUUUUCCAACCCCAGCUCCUACAGGCUGCCUUAAUCUACAGAGUAGCUGUUUCUAUGGACACACCAUGUCUCAUCACUCAAACUCCCAGGUUGGAAUUUAGCUCAGCCAUUGUGGAGUCUUAACUUUCUGUUUGCUGAGCAUGCCAUGAAUUUGAGUUCACGGUCAGUCACCCCACCACACUGACAUGGUCUACUCUGCAAAUCCAUCUCGCUGCCUGCUGGGAUUCAUCUUCCCACACUGGCUCCCAAAGGGCUUUGUUCAGAUUGUCUAACCCAAGCUUCUGUGCAACUACCAAACCCUUUCCCUGGAAACACAUUCAUGCUCCCUUCCCAGGUUCCCCACAAAAGGCCUGUGCAUACCCUGAGAGAAAUAUUUGCCUAAGAGUGCGCUUUCUUUUUAUCAGUUCCUUAACAGAAGGCUUUCUUUGGAAAGCAAACUUCAAGGCGGUUCAGUAGGAGUGCUCUCGCUGUCCUUACCGGGGGCCAAGUUUGACCAGGUGCCGGCUAGGUUACUAGGAAGUCAGCUGAGGGGCGUCUGUUCUGAUGAUGGCCCUCCAGACCUAAUGCCCUCCCAUGCUGUCCCGCCAACAGAAAGAAUUCUUUUGCCCUAUAGCGUCAACCACUCAGAGCCCACUCCAGACACACAAGGCUGAUGAAGUGUCCUUUACUGUCGCACUGCUUCCUUUCUACUUUAGGAAGUCCAGGCACCUCUACGAGAAGUAUCGUGUAUUGCAUGAGUAUCGGUGGUGCGGGAGCAAACUUGUGCCCUUGGCUGGACUGGGCAUGAUGGGAACUUCUACUCUGGGACCAAUCUUCUCCCACCCUCCCCCCUCAGCCCCUUUGGCGGUGAUGUUCGUAAUGUGCUACACAGGUGUGCCCUCUCGUUAAUUCUCCCUGGGGACAUUUAACUGAAGCAGUUUCCUUACCUCCCAAGAGGAUGGCAAGCUCAGAGGUGACAGCCAGGGUUUGGAGAACUGUGGCAGCCACAGCAUAUGGUAGCAUUGUGUUCUGCUUUUCCAAUAAACAUGAGCAGUGAUUCCAACAGCA
Molecule: messenger RNA, 2609 nt
Organism: Meriones unguiculatus (Mongolian gerbil)
Lineage: Eukaryota; Metazoa; Chordata; Mammalia; Rodentia; Muridae
Gene: Ccdc3
Product: coiled-coil domain containing 3
Exons: 3
Coding region: 183-1004 (273 amino acids)
Biological process (GO): negative regulation of gene expression
Cellular component (GO): extracellular region
Source: RefSeq, a predicted model, not a curated record